Messenger RNA from Hermetia illucens (black soldier fly), 3114 nucleotides. RefSeq names its product heat shock 70 kDa protein cognate 5 (gene Hsc70-5). The transcript has 7 exons. Lineage: Eukaryota; Metazoa; Arthropoda; Insecta; Diptera; Stratiomyidae. Gene Ontology annotation, biological process: protein refolding; cellular response to unfolded protein. The record is from RefSeq and is a predicted model, not a curated record. The coding region runs from base 292 to 2349 and encodes 685 amino acids. Gene Ontology annotation, cellular component: mitochondrion; cytoplasm. Gene Ontology annotation, molecular function: ATP hydrolysis activity; ATP-dependent protein folding chaperone; ATP binding.
AGCUGAUAAGAACUAGUAUAAAACCAAUUGAAAGGGUUGCCCAAUUUCGACGAAUUCCAAUUGGACGUCUCACGAACUGGGCGAACCAUCAUAAGAGCACAUUUCAGAUGUGGCCAUUGUAAUUGCAUCACGGGCUAAAGUGCUGUUCCGAUUCUUCACAGAGCGGAGAUUCAACGAGUCGAGGUCUUACAAGUUUGUUAACAAAUUCGAGUUGAUUUAAAGUCGAGUGACAGUUUAAGUUAAACGUGUCGUUGUUGUAACAUAAAAUAAAUUAAAUUUCGCAAAGAAACCAUGUUGACAGCCGCUCGAUUUGCUUCACGCCUGGCGACAGGAGGCUCCGGGGACUUUGUCGCCCGCAGAGCGUUCUCUGGCAUCCUACAAAAUCACGCUGCCCCGUCGUUAGCUGCAUACCAGACAAAACAUGGACAAAUCAGACACAAAUCUGAAGGAGUCAAAGGUGCCGUAAUUGGCAUCGAUUUGGGCACUACAAAUUCAUGUGUUGCUGUAAUGGAAGGAAAACAGGCUCGUGUCAUUGAGAAUUCUGAAGGUUCCCGUACAACACCUUCAGUGGUUGCAUUUACAAAGGAUGGCGAACGUCUCGUUGGUAUGCCAGCUAAACGUCAGGCUGUAACAAACUCAGAAAACACAUUCUACGCUACCAAACGUCUGAUUGGUAGACGUUUUGACGAUGCAGAAAUUAAGAAGGACUUGAAAAAUCUUUCAUACAAGGUGGUCCGUGCUUCAAAUGGUGAUGCAUGGGUGCAAGGAUCAGAUGGAAAAGUCUAUUCUCCAUCACAAAUUGGAGCAUUCGUGCUUGUCAAAAUGAAGGAGACAGCGGAAAGUUUCCUGAAUACACCGAUUAAAAAUGCCGUUGUUACGGUUCCAGCUUAUUUCAAUGACUCACAACGUCAGGCCACAAAGGAUGCUGGACAAAUUUCUGGCUUGAACGUGUUGCGUGUCAUAAACGAACCCACUGCUGCUGCCUUGGCGUACGGUAUGGAUAAGACUGAAGAUAAAAUUAUUGCCGUCUACGACUUGGGUGGUGGCACUUUCGAUAUCUCCAUCUUGGAAAUCCAAAAAGGCGUUUUCGAAGUAAAAUCAACUAAUGGUGACACUCUGCUCGGUGGUGAAGAUUUUGACAAUGUCCUUGUUAAUUUCUUGGUAAGUGAAUUCAAGAAAGAACAGGGCAUCGACGUCACCAAAGAUCCCAUGGCAAUGCAACGUCUCAAGGAGGCGGCCGAGAAAGCCAAAAUUGAAUUGUCAUCAUCUCUGCAAACGGAUAUUAACUUGCCAUACUUGACAAUGGAUGCCUCAGGCCCAAAACACAUGAAUCUGAAAAUGUCUCGAUCGAAAUUGGAAAGCCUAGUAGCCGAUUUGAUCAAGCGAACCAUUGCGCCGUGCCAGAAAGCUCUGUCCGAUGCAGAAGUAUCGAAGUCAGACAUUGGUGAGGUUUUGUUGGUCGGUGGCAUGACUCGUAUGCCAAAGGUGCAACAGACUGUUCAGGAUAUCUUCGGCCGUCAACCAUCACGUUCAGUCAAUCCAGAUGAAGCCGUAGCUGUGGGAGCAGCUGUUCAGGGUGGUGUAUUAGCUGGAGACGUUACCGACGUUCUUCUUCUCGAUGUUACCCCACUGUCGCUUGGCAUUGAAACACUUGGCGGAGUCUUCACAAGGUUAAUCACCCGUAACACAACCAUUCCAACAAAGAAAUCUCAAGUCUUCUCAACCGCCGCUGAUGGCCAGACUCAAGUAGAAAUUAAAGUACACCAAGGUGAACGUGAAAUGGCAGCUGACAAUAAACUUUUGGGAGCAUUCACACUUGUCGGAAUCCCACCAGCCCCACGUGGCGUUCCACAAAUCGAGGUUGUAUUCGAUAUUGACGCAAACGGAAUUGUACAUGUAUCAGCAAAGGACAAGGGAACAGGCAAAGAACAACAAAUUGUUAUUCAAUCAAGUGGCGGUUUGAGUAAGGAUGAAAUUGAGAAUAUGGUCAAGAAAGCCGAACAAUACGCAGCUGCCGAUAAGUUGAAGAAGGAGCGCGUGGAAGUUGUCAACCAGGCCGAAAGUAUCAUGCACGACACAGAAGCAAAGAUGGAAGAAUUCAAAGAUCAAUUGCCCAAAGAAGAAUGUGAUAAACUGCGAGAGGAAAUCACAAACGUACGUAAUAAGCUAACAGAUAAGGAGAACGUAGAUCCAGAAGAAGUUAGGAAAGCAACAACCGCAUUGCAACAAUCUUCCCUUAAACUGUUCGAAAUGGCAUACAAAAAGAUGGCAUCAGAGCGAGAAUCCAGCGGCACGAGUAGCAAUACACAGGAGGGCGAAGGCGAGAAGAAAGAAGAGCAAAAGAACUAAAUAAUUAGCUGUUAGUUUAGACAACCUAUCGAAUUCUAAACAUUAUAAUUUAAAAGAAAAUUAAUGCGAAUUAAUUUUAAUCCCCUUCAUAUAAAAUUGGCGGUUCCAACCUUGUCUUGCACAUGCAUCAACGAAAGCGAAAUGAGGAAACAGCAAUUUCUUCCCAGUCAAAUUGUUUUCUUCCGCAAGUCUCUUUGGUUGAUUUUUGUUUUAUAGAAGUCAAAAUACGCGAGUUGCCUCCUCCAUUAGAAAACGGUUUAAUAUUUGUCCCAAACUGUACUUGGAAGCGUGGUCAAAUAUAGCGAAAUUGAGGUGAAUUUGUUUCUGUUCUGUUUAAUAUUGAAACGAAUUGUAUAGUUGUACCUGAUUGAUCUUUUAGUUAUAUUAAACAGGAUUGGAAUGUAUAUAUGAAAGUAUUUGCGAGAUUUCGUGAGGAAGAUAAUUUGACUGGGUUGAGAUUUUCCGGGCUUGACUUAGUAUCUCGUCUUGUUAUUUUCCAAAUGAAAAAUUGUGCGACAUUAUUAGUUGAUUGCUCCUUUUUUGUUCUUUGUAUGUCAAAGAAUUCUUUUCAGUUAUUGUCAUUUAUGAAUUAGUACCCGGGGUCGAUCGUGUAAAAUUCGAAAAUUUUGCUGCUUCACCCACUAAACUGUUUGUGAGAGAUUGUGCAACUUGUAAAUUUCAGAUAAGAUUAUAUAAUAGAUAUUAGUUUUAAUUUAAGUGGUUUUUAUUGAAUUUCAUUAAAAUACCAUUGUUUCGAAAAAUGGA